UUUGGCAACCAUGUUGUCGAGUCGGCUCCUAUUGGCGGUGCUCCUUAGCACCCAGGCCGCCUUCGGCUUCUCGGUGGCCGGCCAACUGCAGCAGCCGCCGCAGCCGCCGGAGAGCACCUGCGAGGCCAACGGGAGCGUCUACUACUUGGGGGAGUGGUACUUCCUGGACUCGGACCACUGUACCCAGUGCGAGUGCACCGCCGAGGGCUCGGCCUGUGCCCGCACCGAGUGCACCAGCCUGCCGCCGGGCUGCAUCCAUGUGAGCCACUACCCCAGCGACUGCUGCCCCCGCUGCGAGAGAAUCGGCUGCGAGUACCGGGGGGUGGUCUACGAACUGGGGCACAACUUUCAGCCAACCGAAUGCGAGCAGUGCACGUGCGACAGGGACGGCAUCGCCCGCUGUCUGGUGGCCGACUGCGCGCCCCCACCUUGCGUCAACCCCGUGUACCAGCCUGGCAAGUGCUGCCCCGAGUGCCAGGAGGGUCCAAACUGCUAUGUGGACUCGUCCCGUAGCUGGGUGAUUCCCGCCGGCGAUCCCGUCUGGGUGGACCCCUGCACCAAGUGCCGUUGCCACGACGGCCAGGACGCCGGCUACUGGGAGGGCAAUCGCCUGGCCACAUGCUCCCGCCUCAAGAACUGCACGCCCGAGCAGUCCCAGACACAAAACUGAUCUCACACGUCAUCCAUCUUCACCAUAACACCAAAGACUUUUGUGUGUGUGUGUGUGCGCAAAAUUUUGUUCAACACUUAAUAGUUAGACAGUUUAGAGGUCAAAAUAAGCCCUGUAAAGGUUCUAGAACGUUUUAAUUUCAUUUAAAAUUUUCACCCAAAAGCCCAAUAUCCUGCAUAUCUUCAAUACUGGCAUUGAUGCCAAAUUGAACUAGAAAAGCACUGAAUAGCGCAAGUUCAUAAAACACCAUCCUGUUUGUUAGUUAGCAGGCCCGUCUACUUCCUAGAGUGUGACCAGACAGACGAGACCAUUAUCAUCAGUGGGGGUGGACUGUACCACUCACAAAAAAAUAAUGUAUUCCCUUAAUUGUUAAAGGAGUUUAAUUAAGUUUACAUGGAAAGUGUAGCGGCGGCACGGUGCACGACUGGUUAGAGCGUCUGCCUCACAGUUCUGAGGACCGGGGUUCAAUCCCCAGCCUCACCUGUGUGGAGUUUGCAUGUUCUCCCCGUGCCUGCGUGGGUUUUCUCCGGGCACUCCGAUUUCUUCCCACAUCCCAAGCACAUGCAUGGUAGGUUAAUUGAAGACUAAAUUGUCCUUAGGUGUGAAUGUGAGUGCGAAUGUGCCCUGCGAUUGGCUGGCGACCAGUUUAGGGCGUACCCCGCCUCCUGCCCGAUGACAGCUGGGAUAGGCUCCAGCGCUGCCGCGACCCUAGUGAGGAUAAGCAGCUCAGAAAAUGAAUGAAUGGAUGGAUGGAAAGUGUAGCGUAGCAUUGAAACGACGAUGGGACGAUAAGGACGCGUAAUUGACCUGUCACAGGUCGCCGCUGUGAUGCAAUUUCGAUUUAGCUAAUUGUCUAGCAAAGCAAUAAAUAUCAGUUUUAAGCCGUCCUUAGUGCGUGUGGUGACCUCAAGAUGAAUUGAUUGGACUGACUGAAAGGCUCCUACAGUGCGAUACUGGAAUGAAUGCUACAAAAUAUUUUCCAUGACACGAGUGCGAACCUCUUCCAAGGCCGAACAAUCCACAUUCGGAUGUUAACAUAAUAUUGUGUUGGAGCACUGAAUGACUUAAAAA
Molecule: messenger RNA, 1741 nt
Organism: Phyllopteryx taeniolatus (common seadragon)
Lineage: Eukaryota; Metazoa; Chordata; Actinopteri; Syngnathiformes; Syngnathidae
Exons: 3
Coding region: 11-670 (219 amino acids)
Biological process (GO): negative regulation of BMP signaling pathway
Cellular component (GO): AMPA glutamate receptor complex
Molecular function (GO): protein binding
Source: RefSeq, a predicted model, not a curated record